Molecule: messenger RNA, 4379 nt
Organism: Contarinia nasturtii (swede midge)
Lineage: Eukaryota; Metazoa; Arthropoda; Insecta; Diptera; Cecidomyiidae
Gene: mib2
Product: E3 ubiquitin-protein ligase MIB2
Exons: 10
Coding region: 404-3703 (1099 amino acids)
Biological process (GO): protein ubiquitination
Cellular component (GO): cytoplasm
Molecular function (GO): ubiquitin-protein transferase activity; protein binding; zinc ion binding
Source: RefSeq, a predicted model, not a curated record
UGUCGUGUUGUGCACUUCAAUCCAUCUCUCACAAAAAGGAAGAGAAAAAACCUUUUUUUCUCUUUUACAUAAACUGUGCUGUGUUUUUUUUACGACAAAAGAACUGAAAUCAAUAAAAAAAUUUAUAAAAGAGUUGUGAAAUAGAAAAAAAGAAGAAAAAACAAACACUGUAAAAAUGUUAGAAUGAAAACGGAGUCAUCGAGAUUGAAGUCGGGUCAGUGAUUUCGAAUAUAUCUGAUACGAGCCCUACGAAGAAGGCAGUGUAUGUGUGAGAAACACACACAUACAGAGAAAGAGAGAGAGAGAGGGAGAUAGACAGACAAUCGAUAGAGAGUGAAUGAAAUAAAGUGGGAGAGAACAAAGACACAUACUUAUAAUUAAACGAAAUCGACAAUCAAUUGAUAUGAUAGCACCGGGAAUUCGGGUGGCGCGCGGUCCCAAUUGGAUUUGGAACGAUCAAGAUGAUGGAGAAGGUCACAUAGGAACAGUUUGUGAAUUGGGAAGGGCUGGAUCUACAUAUUCACCAGAGAAAACAGUCAUUGUAAAUUGGGACUCUGGUAAUCGGUCAAAUUAUCGGGUCGGCUAUCAAGAUCAAUAUGAUUUAUUGGUCGUUGACAACGCACAAAUCGGUGUGCGACAUGCAAACAUUAUAUGUGAUGGCUGUUCGAAAUCGGGUUUAGCUGGCAUUCGCUUUCGAUGUGCACAAUGUCCGAACUUUGACCUGUGUUCAUUAUGUUAUGGUGACGAUGUGCAUGAUUUGAAUCAUGAAUUCAUUCGAUUUCAAACUGCCAAUUCGGCCGGAGUUCGGGUGCCACCACGUGCCGGUUCAGUCAAACUAGAAAUGAAAGGCAUUUUCGUUGGUGCCAAAGUUGUGCAAGGCCAUGAUUGGGAAUGGGGUGGUCAAGACGGAGGCAAGUCUGGUUUGGUCGUUGAAAUUCGAGGUUGGGACAAUAUUUCAUGCCGUAGUGUAGCAAAUGUAUCUUGGGUAUCCGGUUCGACCAAUGUAUAUCGAUUAGGCCAUAAAGGAAAUGUUGAUUUGAAAUACAUUCAACCAGCGUCAGGCGGUUUUUAUUAUAGAGAUCACAUGCCAAUUCUCGGUAAAAAGGAAGAACAACAACCGGUAGCGGCAGCAACACGCUCCACAUUUACAGUGGGUGACCGAGUCAAAGUGUGUUUGGAUCGAAAGGCAUUAAUUAAUUUACAACAAGGGCACGGUGGAUGGAAUCCACGUAUGGCUGAUUACCUUAACAAAGUCGGUUGUGUUCAUAGAAUCACCGACAAAGGUGACAUUAGAGUUCAAUAUGAAAACUGUUCGAAUCGUUGGACAUUUCAUCCGGCAGCAUUAGUGAAAGUGUGUACAUUUCAAGUUGGCGACAUAGUUACAAUUGAUACAAAUGCGACUAAAGUGGAGAAAUUGCAAAAAGGUCAUGGUGAAUGGGUGGAAACGAUGCGAAAUGCUUUGGGUAAAACAGGAAAAGUGACAAAAGUGUACACCGAUGGUGAUUUGCGUGUGCAACAGCUUGACGAUGGUUUUGCAUGGACAUUGAAUCCAAAAUGUGUGAAAUUAGAGCGUUCACCGGCCAUAACAGCAAUAGCCACCGAACGUUCGAAUAGUAUGAUGGAUUUGAGUCAUCAACGCACUGACCAUGUAAUGACACCAUUGUCCGACUUGUCUGGGACAUCGGCUGCUGAUAAAUUGGUACGUGAAGCUGCAUUGGGCCGAUUGGAUUAUGUAAAACAAUAUUUAGAUGCACAUCCCGAUCAAGUUGAUUGUAUGAGUGCUGGUAAAACUUGUCUUCAAGUGGCUGCACAUCAAGGACACAUAAAUAUCAUCAAGUAUUUGUUAUCGGUGCGUGCAAAUGUCAAUAUUGUUGAUAAAGAGGGCGAUUCUACACUUCACUAUGCGGCAUUUGGCAAUCAACCAGAUAUUAUGCGAAUACUACUCAUGCACAGUGCUCACAUAAAUGUAGUGAACUCAAGUCGAUGUUCAGCGCUGCACAUUUCAGCCCAUAAAAAGCCACCCCAUUGUGUAAAAGUUUUACUUGAAUUCGGUGCAAAUGUGAAUAUUCAAGAUAGCUACGGCGACACAGCGCUUCAUGAUGCAAUCGGCAAAGAAAAUACCGAAGUUGUUGAGCUAUUAUGUAAUGCAGCAAACCUUGAUCUAACCGUUCGAAAUAAUCGUGGUUUUAAUGCAUUGCAUCAUGGUUCGUUGAAAGGAAAUGUGGCCGCAACACGAAAAAUCCUUCAAUUAGCUCCGCAACUGGUUGACAUUAAGAAAAACGAUGGAUUUGCACCGUUACAUUUGGCAUCGUUAAACGGUCAUUCAAUGGUUGUUGAUGUUCUUGUUCGUGAAGGCAAAGCCGACAUAAAUAUACGUAACAAUCGACGUCAAACUCCAUUCUUAUUGGCUGUGGCACAAGGACAUACAGCUGCCAUCGAAAAAUUGGUCGAUUUGGGUUGCGAUGUUUUAGUCAAAGACGAAGAUGGUGAUAAUGCGAUGCACUUGUGCGUCAUCAAAAAAAGCAAUUUAACACAAGAAGUGAGUGCUAGUGAAGCGCCCAAGAUUUAUGCAAUCUACCAGAGUUUGGCACAUUGCCAUGAAAAUCGUUUAAUGUAUGCAAUUCUAUGCUACUUGGCACAAAGUGGUUGCCAAAUUGAAACGAAUAACAAGGGCAAUCAAAUUUUGCAUUGGAUAUUGGAUAAAGAAAUGCAAGACAUGAUACUAAGCUAUGUUGCAAAGGCUCGUGCGGUGGAUGCGGUGAGCGGACGACGACCCGGUGUCAGUGAUUUAAGAAGUGAAAUUGAACAAACCUAUUCAAAUAUACAAGCAUUAAAUUUAUCGGACAGUGGCAGUGUUAACAAUAGUUUUGGUACCGAAUUCGAACGUGACGAUGCCAUGCCAGGCACUAGUGGCACUUCAAAUCAAUCGAAUCCCCCGACACCGAUGCGACGACAACAGCAACGCGAUCAAAAUGCAUCACCAUUGAAUGCAAGCGGUGAUGAAUUGUCUGCAAAUCAGAAUAUACCAAAGAAAUCGAAUAUCGAUGAUUCACGAUUAGCCGUACGUGGAAAUACACCAGUUGCCGCAGCAGCAACAUCGACACCAGAUACAAGUAAUUUAUAUGCAAAUGCUGACAAUGAAAUUGCAUCGUCAUCAUCUUGCAGCUCAACUUCCAAAGAUAACAAUAAUUUCAAGCAGAAUACAAGCAGUUCGAGCGGACCAAACGACACCACCACCAAUGAAACGCAUCAUUCAAAUAAAAUUAUCAACCAAAUUCAUUCGGUGCAACCGAACGAGUGCAUUGUAUGCAAUGAAAUAUUACCGUUGGUAAUAUUUGGAUCAUGUUCACAUCAAAUUGCAUGCAACGAAUGUUCGAUGCGAAUGAAAAAGUGUUUGUCAUGUGGACGACAAAUUGAACAUCGUCACGCUCCAAAUGGCAAAGAUAUAUCAACUGUUAAUUCAGCAGCAAGUCGAAUGCAAGUUCAGGUGACGCCAAGACAACCAGCCGCCGAUGAUCGGUUACGAUAUCUUGAAAGUAAAAUUAUGGAAUUUGAAGAAACGCAUAGUUGUAGCAUUUGUAUGGAACGUGUACGUGAUGUUGUUUUCUUGUGCGGUCACAGUUGCUGCUCUCGAUGCGCUGAAACACUAAAAACGUGUCACAUGUGCCGAAAGCAAAUCGCCAAAAAAAUCUAUUUGUAUUAGACAUAGAAUACACCGCGUAUACACCGAUUGACCGAUUUAAUAAUAUGGAUCAUCAUUCGAUAUCUCGAAAAAAGAAAAUUGAUAAAAAGAAUAAAAUCUUAAAAAAAAUUGAAAACAUAAACUGAUUAGCAUCGUUUAUCAAUUGAUGAAAAAUGAAUGUAUUUACAGGGUGCACACAUUUAUGGCUAAGAUUGCAUAUAUUUUGAACAUUUUAAUCAAAUAUUACAAAAUGUACCAGUAAUGUUAAUGCUCUAUUUAAAUUGUUCAACUCUAUUUUUCACCAUAUAGUCAAAACUUUAUAUUAUGUAAUGAAAUUAAUAUACGGAAAGAAUGAUAAAGAUAGGGAAAGAGGGGGAUAGGUAGAGAAAGUUUAAUAACGUAUAUAUUAAACUGACGCAUCGUAGUCUCGACUAAAUUGUGAAUUAUAAUUUACGACAACAUUUGAAUGAAAUCUUGAAAUGGAAGUUGCCAACGGGUAUUGAAAUUCGAAACUGGAGAAUUUUACCGUGUAGAAAAAGUGAAAAUUAAAAAGUCGCAAAUUAGAUUUACUUGACCGAAACAAAAUAAUAAUAAUUUAUCUACAUUUUGAAAGUCUGAUAGUUUUCUCAAAUGUAUUUCGUUAUAUAAAGUCAGCCAUAGAUUCAAUAAAAAAGGAAUAUGGAAAUGAAAACUCUAA